AUGGAAUUUUCAUGUAUCUUAUUUUUCUAUAUUUUAUUACCGGCUAUAACGGCGACAAGGCAAUGCUGGGCUGACACUUCAUAUUCAAAAACAAAUGUUCACACUGGGAAUCAAGCCAAGCUGACAUGCGCCGGAGACUUCUGCGCAAAAUUUGUCUAUCCGACCGGAACCGAAUGGGGAUGCCCGGCACCUGGAGUGUGUACGAAAGGCGGGAAGCAGAAAGACUAUACGGGCCCAAUAGACGCCACCGGAAAGCGAGCUACCGGAACGAUGUACUGCUGCGACCGGGAGCUUUGUAAUUCCGCGGGUUCGUUUGAUGCUAUUGCCUUUUCCAUCAAAUGCUGGAGCGAUCAAACCUCAGAGCUACAAGAAACGCACACAGCAGCGAAAAAGCUGGUCGACUGUCCAUCGAUGAGUUUUUGCGGGAAAUUGGUCUACGAGGGCGGUGUCGAGUGGGGUUGCAUCGAAAAGGAGGCUUAUUGUGUGGAUUCCAAAUCACAGCUACUAACGAUUGGGGAUGAGCACAAGAUUGAAUGUAUGACCGAUUUUUGUGCAAAGAGCAUAUUGGCGAACAGCAUGGAAAAUAUUGCGGCCUGGGAUUGUGGAACGAUGCUCCUCUGGGCCGUCUCCUUCAUGAUCCCCAGCUUCACCGACGUCGAGCUCGACAGACCGUUCAAGACGUACAUCUACUCCCUCAACCUCAACCACGCCCUACUUGCCGCCGUCAGCGUCAUGGUUGGAUAUGAUCAACGAGGCAAACACCUCGGCUUCGGCGAGCUGUUCGAGCGCGGCAGCGCCAACUUCAACCUGGCCAGCGCGCUGAUAAUGCUCAUUAUUGAUUGUGUUUGGAUGCACUUGUACGCGUGGACGGUGGACCAGAGCCGAAAAGCCGAGGGCACCAAGUGGUUCAAGGAAUGGAUGAAAGAGAUGAGGGGCCACUACCACCUCGAGGGCGAGCAGGUCAAGCCGGAGGUGAGGAAGGGCCUUGUCGAUGAAGUUGACCAAGUUCGGUCCUCGAAAGUGGCCGAUAUUGAGGUGGAGUCGUUGACAAAGAAAUACGGGCUCACCGGCGGCUACGGGCUCAUUGACAUGAAUUUGCGAGCCACGAGAGGACAGGUUACUGUACUGCUUGGGCACAACGGUGCCGGCAAGAGCACAGCGUUCAACGUCAUUUGCGGCAAGACGAAGCCAACGUUUGGUACCGUCCACGUCGAGGGCCCCAUUGGCCUGUGCCCUCAGACAAACCCGCUCUUCGCGAAGCUGUCCGCCCUCGAGCACCUCUGGUUCUUCCACCACCUCAAGGGCUCAUCGGGAGACUGGGAGGAUGAGGCCGAGAGGCUGAUGCACGACCUCGACUUUUACGACGCCAAGGAUGAGCUCGCCCAAAACCUGUCCGGUGGUACAAAACGGAAACUGUGCGUGGCGAUGGCCGUCAUUGGGGAUCCGAACGUGAUACUUCUGGAUGAGCCGACAGCAGGGAUGGAUCCUGGAGCGAGGAUUGCCGUGGAGAAAUUGUUGCAACGAGUGAAGAAAGAUCGCACCAUCCUCCUGACGACCCACUUCAUGGACGAGGCGGAGAAGGUCGGCGACUGGGUGACGAUCAUCCAGAGCGGCCGCAACAUCCUCAACGGCUCCCCGGAGUACCUGAAGAAGAAAUACGGUACCGGCUACAUUCUGACGGUCGUCGGAAGUCCGGUGGUGGCCGGCGUGAUUCAGGAUACGACGGCUCGAGUGGAUUACCAGGCGCUCGAGAAGUUUGGCCAAAAUAUCGCUGAGGUGUGCCACAAGAUUUGCGGCGGUGAUAUCGCUGACUAUCCGGUUGGCGUGGCUCGAGGUCGCCAAAUUGAUGUGACGAUCCCCGUGGAGCACAAGACAAAGUUCCCGGUGUUGAUGAACCUCCUGGAAAACAUGAUGCAAAAACAACCCGAUCCCAACCUCCCGGUAGCCCUCCUCGACUUUGGCCUGUCGAUGAACACGCUGGAGCAGGUGUUUUUGAAGGUGACUGAUGGCAACUCGACCGACAGAUCUUCCGGUGUGGCCGCCAUGACGGAGAGCUGGGUAAAAGCCCGAAAACUCGACGGAUCCGCGCUACAUUGGGCCCAAUUCCUGGCGAUGCUCCGGAAGCGCUUCCUGCACAACUACCGCAAUUGGGGGCUGCUUUUGGCGCAGCUCGUCCUCCCCACCCUAUGCCUGCUUCUCUGCUUGAGAAACGUGAAGGAGGCAGCGGUGCCGCGCGAAAUGACCGACGUCUACAUCCCCUACGACUUCUCCGACAUGCUGUACCCGGCCCGGGUCAUCCUCCAAGACACCGCCCGCGGCGGCUCCCCCGGCUCGAGCUUCUACAACGAAAAAUUUAAGACCAUGGAGACCGAGUUCAUCUCCGUCGCCGCGCACGACAGCUUUGAUACAGCCGUUCUGAAGAUGCUCGUCGCCGUCGGGAUGGCAAAAGAUGCGAAUCGCCGUCUUCGCCAGUACAGCGGCGGCCAGAAGCGGAAGAUCAGCAUCGGCAUCGCCCUCCUCGCCCAGAAUACGAUUCGAAUUUUGGAUGAGCCGACAGCUGGAUUGGACCCGAGGGCCCGCCGCGAGAUCUGGUCGUACCUCGACUUGGCCCGUCACCGUGGAGCUGGUGGCCGUACCGCCCAGCUGUUGACGUCGCACUCGAUGGAUGAGUACAGCGGCGGCUACAAGUUGACCCUGGUCCUGCGUGGCGGCGACGUCGGCGAGCUGACGGCCGAUCAACUGGAAGAGCGCACGAAGCAGCGCAUCGAGAAUGUCUGCCGCGCCGUGACGGACACCUUCCCCGAGGCCAAAAUCCAUGAGAUUGGCCACUCGCUGACCGGCGUCUGGGUGGUCCCCGCGACGAACCUGCCGUGGUCAAACAUCUGGGCCGACGUGUUGGCGUUGGUCCAGGAGGGCCGCGGGCUUGGUGCG
This is a messenger RNA of Mesorhabditis spiculigera, 2931 nucleotides long. Lineage: Eukaryota; Metazoa; Nematoda; Chromadorea; Rhabditida; Rhabditidae. The record is from the annotation of a GenBank genome assembly.